This is a messenger RNA of Glarea lozoyensis ATCC 20868, 171 nucleotides long. RefSeq lists its product as uncharacterized. The transcript has a single exon. NCBI's taxonomy places the organism in Eukaryota, Fungi, Ascomycota, Leotiomycetes, Helotiales, Helotiaceae. The coding region runs from base 1 to 171 and encodes 56 amino acids. The record is from RefSeq and is a predicted model, not a curated record.
AUGACAGGCGGUUGGUGUUGGGGGGCUGGCAAGUUAAUCCUCUUAAGGAUGCCCGCAUCUGUGGCUGGUGGAGGCCACCAUUCAAGUCUCGGCCAACAUGGCAUCUCCGACAAAACCUCGACGACAUCUCUUCUUCAAGUAACAUUUUCCACGUUCUUCACCGAUACAUAA